Molecule: messenger RNA, 810 nt
Organism: Camellia sinensis
Lineage: Eukaryota; Viridiplantae; Streptophyta; Magnoliopsida; Ericales; Theaceae
Source: RefSeq, a predicted model, not a curated record
AUGCUGAAGUUACCCGCGUAUGUUGAUGUGUUGGAGAGGGCUGUCAUAGCGGAAGGAAAUAUUGCUGCUCAGAACCGAAUUUCCGAAUGGAAAGGGAAGAAGCAAAAUACUCAAUGGUCAAAGGGGACAACUACUCCGCCAAAUAAGAAACAAAAUUCAGGGACUUCAAAUACUUCUAUCCCUAGUCAAGAUUCAAUUCCUGUUUGUUUGGAAUGUGGAAAGAAGCAUCGUGGAACGUGCCAUCGGAAGUCUGGAGCUUGUUUCCAGUGUGGUAAAACGGGCCAUUUGAUAAAAGAUUGCCCUCAGAGAAAGCAACAAAAUGGCAAUAGGGCUACUACUAGUUCAGCGGGGUCUACACCACCUACCAACACCAAGUCAGCUGCCAAACCUACUAACAAUAAAGACGCUGCAAGACAGGGCAGGGUGUUUGCUUUGGUUUCGGGAGUUGUGCAAAAUGCGACAACGGUGGUGUCAGAUAAAUCUGAGGAAGUACUAUCUUAUAUGCUAUGUGUGUCCUCACCUUUGGGGGAUUCUAUGAUUUGUACUUCUGUAUACUUAGCUUGUGAACUCCAACUUGGGGAUAGUCGGGUGUAUGCCAAUCUGUUACCUCUCGACAUGACCUAUUUUGAUGUUAUUCUGGGAAUGGACUGGUUGAGUGAAUAUGGUGCGACUAUAGACUGUUUGACUAUGCAAAUCAAUUUCCACCCUUCGGGACAGUCAAGGUCUGUUUUACAGGGACAGGAAGUGACUUCCCCACCUUAUUUGAUCUCUGCAGCAAAGGCUUGUAGAUUAAUUCAGAAAGGGUGUUAG